AUGGACUACCGCGGUGUUGGCCGCAGUACGUUUCUGGAAUGUGUCGCGGCACAAGCGAAUACCACAGGGUCUCCGAGCGGUAAAGACUUCGACCCGUCGGAGGUCCCUGCCUGUGCCCACGAUGUAGAAUACGAGUACGGGGACCUUGCCGCCUUCUCGGUUACAAGCUUGGCCACAGACUUGGCGACCUUCAUCCCGGAGCACACCAAUGACGCCGAUACAAUUGUGUACGGCACCAGCUAUGGCACAAUUUUUGUGGAACGAGUGAUGCACCUGGCCCCUCCUAAGGUGACGGGGUACGUCUUGGACGGUAUCGCAGCAACAUCAGGGGCCCCAGCGAACGAGUUUUUCUACAUGUCCAAACGUGACGUGGAUUUCGGUAUCGUGGGCGAUCGGUUCCUGGAGCUCUGCGCCCAAUACGCCACCUGUAGCACCUACUUCAAUAAGCCAAACACGCUGCCGAAGACGCUUCAAGACUUGGUGUCAGACUUUGACAAGGACCCAAACUCGACGUGUGCGACGCUUUUGCAGGACGUGGCUAAAUUCGGCGAGAUUUUACCUUCGGCCACGUGGCUUGACCGGUAUUCGGCCGGCAUCCGCAGCCCGCAGGAGCUACGGAAACUCAUCCCACCAGUUGUUUACCGCAUGAAUCGCUGUGAGGCCAAGCACGCCGACGUCUUGAGCCAGUUCAUUUUAUACUUCAACGCGUUUGUUACUGCAUCAUCCCAAGACGACGCCUUCUACUCCCCGCUUCUCUUCUACCUCAUCUCUUACUCGGAGAUGUGGGAGCACCCGCAGCCCUCCAAGGCUGGAAUGGAAAGAACGCUCUGA
Messenger RNA from Phytophthora sojae, 831 nucleotides. RefSeq lists its product as hypothetical. The transcript has 2 exons. The coding region runs from base 1 to 831 and encodes 276 amino acids. Lineage: Eukaryota; Oomycota; Peronosporomycetes; Peronosporales; Peronosporaceae. The record is from RefSeq and is a predicted model, not a curated record.